AUGAGUAUUAACAAUAGGAAACGAAGUAACUUGGAUCUACCCCAUCUUUCAGGAGCAAAACGCGGGAGGAAGACGACCUCCUGCUCCCAAUGCCAUGCGAGGAAACAGAAAUGCGACAGAGAGUCACCAUGCUCCCGAUGUAUUCAACGCGGAGUCCCCGAUUUAUGCCGCUGGCCUGAAAAAGAAACAGUUAUGCUUGCCCAGGAAUCAGUGCCUACAGCGGACACCCAAGGUACAGAGCUGGGACAACUCUACAUUGCCAGAGGAGCACCAAGCUUUUUCGGAAACUCUUAUUUUGGCCACCAAGUGGCAGCCCGGAUGAUCCAGGAAUCCGCUCCAGAUCUCCCCCCUAUGAGUCUACUCUCCAGCAAGGACUCGUUGCAAUCAUUUCGGAAUGACUCUGGCCCAUUUUCUCAAGUAUGGGAUCUUUUGGGUCUCCUACCACGAAAUAAAGUCACGGUCGAUCGGUUGAUCGAGCGAUUCCUGACUGAAAUCAACUGGGCGAUCGACACAGUCCACCCGAAGACCUUCAGAUCACAAUUUGCAGAGUUUUGGGCACGGAAAUUUGGGUUUGACGAGAUCGCGGGCGUGGAUCUCCGUUGGCUUGCUCUGUUGUUUAUCAUACUGGCAUAUAGCGUGCUGCUGGAUAGCUCGUCCACCACUUCGCCAGAGAAGCGGAAAGAGAGCGAAGAGGCUUCGCUUCGCUUUUACUGGGCAGCCAGAAGAGCGAUUGUCAUAUCGCCCUCUUUCCAUGGAGAGAGCUUGGAUCUUGUCCGAGCAGGAUUGAUGGUCACGCGCUAUCUGUUGUAUACCAGACAGGCCGCAGAGAGCUGGCUCACAAUUAGCUUCGCUAUGCGAAUGGCCCAGGCCCAAGGCAUGCACAUCGACGGAGAAAAGUGGGGACUGUCGAGAAAGGCGACGGAGACGAGAAGGCGUCUCUGGAGCAAUCUUUACUUGCUCGACAAGACAAUUGCUCUUGCGCUCGGCAGACCCUAUGCGAUAUCAGACCACAUGUGUCUCAUCAAAGCACCUGAGAACGUAUGGUUGGAUGGGCUGACUGAUGAACAGUCUGACCUCGAGAAAGUUCAUCCUUUGAGCCAUCCCACAAUGAGCACGGUCACACUUCUCGGAAGUGGGUUAGCCAAGAUCGCAGGUGAAAUCCAAGACCGCUGUUUUGGCUUGUAUCCUGCAUCAUACGAUGUGGUUAUUGAGAUGGACAACAAGUUGGUCGCAUGGAAACAGCAGCUUCCGUCAUAUUUCUCCGUGGAGAAUCCCGAUCUUUCGAUAGACGAACUACAUGAAUUUUUGCCCUGGCACCGCCUUUAUCUACACUCGGCUUUUCAUUUCGCGAGAAUCACACUCCAUCGGCCCUAUCUCCUGCGCGAAUCUAUAACCAAUCGCUUCAGCCUGAGCCAUGAAGCUUGUAUCUCAUCUGCGUCUGCAGACCUCAAAGUUCGACUGAAGUCUCUGAAUUACGGAACGGCGGAAAACAUGCGGUGGACUUUGGGUACACACAAUAUGUUCAACAGUGCCUUCAUUCUAGGUAUCAUUGCAGUGCGGCGCCCUCAUUCCCCACAAACUGCAGCAAUCCUGAAUGAUCUUGAGGAAUAUUGCGAAAGACUACGAAAGGAUGUCUGGUUGAACGAGUUUGGGCUUGCUGAAGUCAAGGUGGUAGAGCUCUGUAUCAUACGCACGGCGAGAUUUGCCCAGACUGCCGACCAGCCGGGAGAACAAGCCCCCAUGAACUCCCCAGAGGUCGUGCCGGACUUCGUGACACAGGAGCGCGAAAGACAUCCGCUGAUGCCAACACCUAUCAACCUUGAUUCCGACGUGCUCGGAGCCUCGCCAGACAUGAUCUGGCCAGCCGUCUGGGAAGACCAGAACUUCGCAUUCCCACAGGCUGCAGACCUUGAAACAUGGGAACAGAUGAUCUCUGAAAUCGCUUACCACACCUAA
Penicillium brevicompactum is the source of this 1956-nucleotide messenger RNA. RefSeq lists its product as uncharacterized. The record is from RefSeq and is a predicted model, not a curated record. Gene Ontology annotation, molecular function: DNA binding; DNA-binding transcription factor activity, RNA polymerase II-specific; zinc ion binding. Bases 1 to 1956 code for a protein of 651 amino acids. Gene Ontology annotation, biological process: DNA-templated transcription; regulation of DNA-templated transcription. Lineage: Eukaryota; Fungi; Ascomycota; Eurotiomycetes; Eurotiales; Aspergillaceae. The transcript is spliced from 2 exons.